This is a messenger RNA of Lolium perenne, 561 nucleotides long. The record is from RefSeq and is a predicted model, not a curated record. NCBI's taxonomy places the organism in Eukaryota, Viridiplantae, Streptophyta, Magnoliopsida, Poales, Poaceae.
AUGUCGUCGCCACCGCCCGCGUCUACCACGCCAGCCGGCCCGCUGCCCGCCUCUACGGCCGCCGCCACCACCACCGCCGCCGCCAUCACGCCGCCUUCCGCCCCGCCGCCGACUCCUGUCGUCUACACCCCCGAGCGGAUGAGCGGGGCCAACAAUGACCUCGUCACCGCCGUCCAUGGGAUCCGGCUCUACCCGAUCGCUGCUGCCGCCCCCGCCACCUGCCCUGCCCUGGCCGCCGUGGCUGCCGCCCCUCACCACAGGGCCGGCCUCCACCGCCACGAGCGACAUCCCUAUUCAGCAAGCCCACUUCCCCCGUUGCCAUCACCGCUACCGGAUUGGAUCACCGAGUCGUCGUCGCCCCCACCGGUCUACUCGACAGCCGGGGAUCCACCGAUGCCCACCCUCCCGGACGCCACAACCGUGGGGUUCGCGGGACCCUACGCCGGCCGCGCCGCGCCAUACGGCCAUGGCGGCGCUGCCCCGACACCGCCACGCUUCACCAAGCUCGACUUCGCCACCUUCGACGGCUCGGAGGACCCCCUCAACUGGCUCAACCAGUGA